Molecule: messenger RNA, 901 nt
Organism: Hyposmocoma kahamanoa
Lineage: Eukaryota; Metazoa; Arthropoda; Insecta; Lepidoptera; Cosmopterigidae
Product: cuticle protein 16.5-like
Exons: 2
Coding region: 30-779 (249 amino acids)
Cellular component (GO): extracellular matrix
Source: RefSeq, a predicted model, not a curated record
UCAACGAGUGGAUUUCUUCUCAAUCAGCAAUGGCAGCUAAGUUGGUAGUAGUGCUCGCCUGCAUGGCCAUGGCCCACGGGUCGGUGGUGCCAGCCGUGGCCCUGGCGAAAGCAGACGCUGACUACACGAGCUUCACGUACGGUGUGGCGGACCCCUACACCGGCGAUUACAAGAGCCAAAGCGAGACCCGCGUUGGUGGCAACGUCGUCGGUCAAUACUCGCUGUUGGACUCUGAUGGUACAAAGCGUACUGUCGAUUACGCUGCUGAUGAUAUCAACGGCUUUAAUGCGGUCGUACGCAAGGAUCCAGCUCUCGUUGCGGCUGCUCCCGCUGUAGUUGCUGCUCCAGCUGUUGCCGCUGCUCCCGCUGUGGUUGCUGCCCGCACUUACGCCGCACCUGCUGUGUACGCUGCCGCGCCCGCCGUAGCUGCUGCUCCCGCUGUGGUUGCAGCUCGUACUUACGCCGCACCUGCUGUGUAUGCUGCCGCGCCCGCCGUAGCUGCUGCUCCCGCUGUGGUUGCAGCUCGUACUUACGCCGCACCUGCUGUGUACGCUGCCGCGCCCGCCGUAGCUGCUGGUCCCGCAGUGGUUGCUGCCCGUACUUACGCCGCUCCUGCUGCGUACGUUGCCGCACCCGCCAUAGCUGCUGCUCCCGCUGUUGUUGCAGCUCGCUCCUACGCCGCUCCAACCGUUGUCGGUCCCUCCGUCUACUCCGCCGGCCUCGCCUACUCUGCUCCUCUUGCCUACGGCGUAAAUGCCGCCCCCAUCGCCAGCUGGUGAUCUAUUAACAUAAUACGGAAGUGACAAACGCGUACGAUACGACUAUGGUGUUCUACUCAGUGUAAAUAAUGUAUUUAUUUAAAUUUUACAAAUUGAAAUAAAAAGUGAUACUGCCAUAUUGA